UUCAAAAUGUCAUGAGCUGACAAUAAAACAAAACAACUUAUUUAUGCAGUAACAUUUAAAUAUUUUGGCAGAGACGGAAAAGUUGAAGAUUGAUAAUGUCAACUUUGACCAUACCUCCAGUGAUACCAUCGCCUAGGGAAGAUGCUAUCAAGUUGCAUAAAGCUUUCAAAGGUCUUGGUUGUGACACAUCUAAAGUUAUCAAAAUCCUUUCUCAUAGAAAUGUAGAACAACGUAGCCUCAUUCAACAAGAAUACGAAACCAAUUACUCUGAACUACUUUCCAAACGAAUAUCAAAAGAGCUUCAUGGGCAUGUCAAGAAAGCAGUGUCACUUUGGUUGCAUGAUCCCCCAACUAGGGAUGCUAAGGUUGCAAGAAAAGCCUUAACCACCCCGGUUGUUGAUAAUCAAGCUAUAACAGAAGUAAUAUGUUCUCGUACCCCAUCACAAAUAAGGCGAAUGAAAGAAGUUUAUCUAUCAACUUACCACUCCGAACUUGAGAAAGAUAUUGAAAACCAAACCAGUGGUGAUCACAAGAAGUUGUUACUUGCCUAUAUAAGUACCCCACGUUAUGAAGGCCCAGAGUUGGACCUUGAAAUAGUAGAAGAGGAUGCAAAACUACUUUACAAAGCAGGAGAAAAAAAGUUUGGAACUGAUGAAAAGGUCUUCAUAAAGAUUUUUAGUGAAAAAAGCAGCACACAUUUGGCUGCAGUCAACUCUGCUUACAUAAAUUCACAUGGACACUCACUUGAAAAGGCAAUAAAGAAAGAAACUUCUGGUUCUUUUGCGAGUGCCCUCUUAACCAUACUACGUUGUGCCACUGAUCCUGCUAUGUACUUUGCCAAGAUUUUGCGCAAGUCAAUGAAGGGUGUGGGAACCGAUGAUAAGAGACUAAUUAGGGUAAUUGUGACAAGGACUGAGAUAGACAUGUAUCAAAUAAAAAUAGCAUAUUAUAAGAAAUAUGGAAAACCAUUAACACAUGCUGUUCGUUCAGAUACAUCAGGCCAUUACAAAGAUUUUCUUCUAAAUCUUAUAGGUUCCGAUUAUUAGUAGGGGUCACCAUAGGUCACUAAGUCAAUUCCUAUGAACCAUGGUAAGUAAAUAAUGUCUCUCUGCCAUAUGAGGUAUAUGCUCUGAUAAGUUCAAAUCAAACAAGCCAAGGAAUUAUGUUAUGAUGUCCAAUAUAGAAAAGGUGACUCAUUAACAAGAUAGUGUUUUUUAAUAAAUAGCUACUGUAUCCAUGAUAUAUUUAUGAUCUAUCUGGUUUCGAUUUAUACUUGUUAUGUAUAAUAUUUCAAUCAUAAUUUUUA
Messenger RNA from Cajanus cajan (pigeon pea), 1306 nucleotides. Its product is annotated as annexin D5. NCBI's taxonomy places the organism in Eukaryota, Viridiplantae, Streptophyta, Magnoliopsida, Fabales, Fabaceae. Gene Ontology annotation, cellular component: plasma membrane; cytoplasm. Gene Ontology annotation, molecular function: phosphatidylserine binding; calcium ion binding; calcium-dependent phospholipid binding. The record is from RefSeq and is a predicted model, not a curated record. Gene Ontology annotation, biological process: response to cold; response to heat; response to water deprivation.